AACCCUUGACGGACACCACUCGAUAACCAUAGCUCCCUGGACAUCUCACCCUAGGCUCUAACACGCCCACAAGUAUUCGAGUAGAGAGCCUUCAAUAAAAUGAUGCACUUACUCGGCACGCCUUUCAGUGAGAGACAUUGCCAUAAGACUUCUCGAUCAACGGAGUCAAAUGCCGCCUUCAGGUCGAGAGAUACAGCUAGUAUCGGAUGUCGGUAAGCCUGCCUAUGUUCCAGGACCUGGCUCAGUGUGAAUACUUGGUCGAUACAUCCACGGCCAGGUCUAAAGUCUGCUUGGUUUUCUCGGGCUCACUGUUCCCGAGCUCCACUCAGGCGUUGGAGAAUUGUAGGACCUAGGAUCUUGGAUACUAUGUUCGUCAGGCUGAUUCCUGUGUGGUUAUCACAAGAGGACUUCUCACCUUUCUUGAAGACCGGAAUAAUCAGUGAUUUAGACCAGUCAGAGGGGAUCGUAUUUGAUUCCUAUAUACUAGUUAACACUUCCGUUAACCUGACUGAGAGCACUCCACCAACAUCCUUGUAUACCUCUAGAGUUAUUCCGUCUGAUCCUGCAUCUGUUUCUCCUUUCAAGUUACCUAACGCUUUCUCAACUUCUACUAGUAUUGGGGAGUCUAUCUCAAUGUUGCAUUCAGGAUCUGACUGGAUAGCGGGCAACGCAAUGGUGGCUGGAGGCCAGAUAAACUUCUUCUCGAAGUGUUCUGCCCAUCUUUCCAGUCGUCUCCCUGCGAGUGAAUCGCAGAUCCGUCCUUCUCCGCUAUAGCCUCACUAACUGUUGUUGACCAUUUCCCCCCAGUCUCCUUAAUAAGUCUAAAUAACUGUCUACUGUUACCAGUCGCCGC
This is a messenger RNA of Heterobilharzia americana, 853 nucleotides long. The record is from the annotation of a GenBank genome assembly. Lineage: Eukaryota; Metazoa; Platyhelminthes; Trematoda; Strigeidida; Schistosomatidae.